CUACAAUUGAGUCACCACUAGCUAGCUAGUUUUAUAUAUAUUACCCCUCUACUCCUCAAUUGUUCCCAUAUCAUACCAUUUCUCUUCUCUCCCGAUCAAUCUUCCUCUAUAGAAUUCCUUUGAUGAUGGAAUCCAAGCUCCUCCACAUCCUAGCUCUUCUCGCCGUAGGGCUGGUAGCAUGUGAAGCUGCUUCUUCACCAGAGCUAUACUGGAAGUCAAAAUUGCCUAGCACCCCCAUGCCCCAAGCCAUUAGGGACAUUCUUCAUCCUGAUCUUUUGGAGGAAAAGAGUACUGCAGUUGGUGUUGGGAAAGGCGGGGUUGGGGUUAACACCGGAAAGCCCGGCAAGAGGACUAAUGUCGGGGUUGGCAAAGGAGGAGUCACUGUCGCAACGGGCAGCCGCAAGGGUAAGCCAGUAUAUGUUGGAGUGAAGCCAGGACCAGACCCGUUCGUCUACCGAUAUGCGGCUUCAGAGACCCAGGUCCAGGGUGACCCUAACGUGGCCAAGUUCUUCCUAGAGAAGGACUUAACCAAGGGCAAGACCAUGACCCUGCACUUCAUCAAGAGCACGAAUCAAGCCGCUUUCCUGCCCCGACAGUUUGCGGGAUCGAUGCCCUUCUCAUCGAAGAACUUGCCGGAGGCCCUCAACAAGUUCUCAGUCAAGCCCGGUUCGGUCGAGGCUGAACUCAUGGCGACCACGAUAAAGGAGUGCGAGGAGCCUGGGAUCAAGGGUGAGGAGAAAUACUGUGCAACAUCGUUGGAAUCUAUGGUAGAUUAUGCAGAAUACCAGCUCGGGAAAAAUCUGCGUGCAAUCUCGACGGAAAUUAAGAAAGAAACCGAAAGACAGAAAUAUAAAAUAGAGGAAGAUGUGAAGAAGAUAAUGGCAGAUGGAUCAAAAUAUGUGGUUUGUCACAAGCAAAACUAUCCCUAUGCUGUGUUCUAUUGCCACAAGACGAAGAACACAAAGGCAUAUGUGGUGACCCUUAAGAGAGAGAAUGGUAGUGAGGUUAAGGCCGUCGCUGUUUGCCACACCAAUACAUCGAAAUGGAACCCUAAGCAUUUGGCCUUCCGAGUGCUCGGGGUCAAGCCUGGGGCUGUCCCCAUCUGCCAUUUCCUCCCCCAGGAUCACAUCGUGUGGUACAGCAACUGAAUUACUGAUUGGGCAUAUGCGUACUAGACUUCGUUGGUCAGGCCAGAUUGGGGCUUCCCUGUCCUGCAUAAUGUUUAAUUUCGGUUAUAGAUACAUAAUUUUUACAUUACAUGUACGAUUAUAAAGCUUACCACUAUAUGUUGUGUUGUGUCGUAUUAAAAGCAAAACGUUAUGUAAUACUAUUUAUAUAUAUGUGCAUGGUUUCUUCUGCGUUCAAUUCCAA
Messenger RNA from Punica granatum (pomegranate), 1371 nucleotides. The record is from RefSeq and is a predicted model, not a curated record. NCBI's taxonomy places the organism in Eukaryota, Viridiplantae, Streptophyta, Magnoliopsida, Myrtales, Lythraceae.